Acaulospora colombiana is the source of this 795-nucleotide messenger RNA. The record is from the annotation of a GenBank genome assembly. NCBI's taxonomy places the organism in Eukaryota, Fungi, Glomeromycota, Glomeromycetes, Diversisporales, Acaulosporaceae.
AUGCAAGUUUAUGAUGAAAACACCGGUUCAGAUGAACUUAUAGGUAGCAUCGUGAUUCAAUUGGAUGCUCUCUUUAAAUCUGGAUUUGCCGAUAAUUGGUUUACCAUUACAAAGAAAGAAGGGAAAACUUCUGGUUACGUUCACUUAGUCAUGAAGUUUAGCGGUCAGGGACCAACACCUGGACCGACAGGAUACGCACCAUAUCCGGUUCCGACUAGUACUCCAGGAUUUUCUAGUCUUGGACCACAGUCAGGACCCAUUCCCGAAGGUUAUGGCAUGGGGACACCACCUCCGCCGGGUCAACCAGGAUAUCCUCCACCCUCACAACCUACCAAUUAUUAUCAGCAACCGUAUGUUGCUCAACCAGUCGCCUAUCCUGGUGGUGUCCCAACACCACAAAGUUCUGGUUACGGAAACAAUCCGACUUUUCCAUUACCAUCCGACAAAGAAACAUCACCGUAUGGCGUUCCUCCACAAAAUGCUAAUUACAGUGGUCAACCUACAGCUGUUUAUCCUGGUAGCGUUGCGCCACCAUCUUCUUCUAGUAAGGAUAAAAGUGGUGGAAGUGAUUGGAUGAAAACUGCUGGCAUCGGGCUUGCUGGGGCUGCUGCACUUGCUGGUGUUGCAUUCGUUGGAAAGGAAAUGUAUGAAGGAUACGAAAAACACAAAGAAAAAGAAGAAUAUGAACACGAAAGACAUGAAUGCGAAAAAUUUCAUCAUCAAGAGGGAGGACAUCAUCAAGAGGGAAAACAUCAUCAAGAAGGAAAACAUCAUCAGCAUCAUCACCAUUACUAA